Messenger RNA from Apodemus sylvaticus (European woodmouse), 1119 nucleotides. It is a transcript of the gene Oprd1, whose product is annotated as opioid receptor delta 1. Gene Ontology annotation, biological process: neuropeptide signaling pathway; G protein-coupled opioid receptor signaling pathway. Gene Ontology annotation, molecular function: neuropeptide binding; G protein-coupled enkephalin receptor activity. NCBI's taxonomy places the organism in Eukaryota, Metazoa, Chordata, Mammalia, Rodentia, Muridae. The record is from RefSeq and is a predicted model, not a curated record. Gene Ontology annotation, cellular component: membrane; neuron projection. Bases 1 to 1119 code for a protein of 372 amino acids. The transcript is spliced from 3 exons.
AUGGAGCCGGUGCCCUCUGCCCGUGCGGAGCUGCAGUUCUCGCUCCUCACCAACGUCUCGGACGCCUUUCCCAGCGCCUUCCCCAGCGCGGGCGCCAAUGCUUCGGGGUCGCCGGGCGCCCGGAGUGCCUCGUCCCUCGCCUUGGCCAUCGCUAUCACCGCGCUCUACUCGGCUGUGUGCGCCGUGGGGCUGCUGGGCAACGUGCUCGUCAUGUUUGGCAUCGUCCGGUACACCAAGCUGAAGACCGCCACCAACAUCUACAUCUUCAAUCUGGCCUUGGCUGAUGCGCUGGCCACCAGCACGCUGCCCUUCCAGAGCGCCAAGUACUUGAUGGAAACAUGGCCGUUUGGAGAGCUGCUGUGUAAGGCUGUGCUCUCCAUUGACUACUACAACAUGUUCACCAGCAUCUUCACACUCACGAUGAUGAGUGUGGACCGCUACAUUGCUGUCUGCCAUCCUGUCAAGGCCCUGGACUUCCGGACGCCGGCCAAGGCCAAGCUGAUCAACAUAUGCAUCUGGGUCUUGGCUUCAGGAGUCGGGGUACCCAUCAUGGUCAUGGCAGUGACCCAGCCCCGGGAUGGUGCAGUGGUAUGCAUGCUGCAGUUCCCCAGCCCCAGCUGGUACUGGGACACUGUGACCAAGAUCUGCGUGUUCCUCUUUGCCUUCGUGGUGCCGAUCCUCAUCAUCACGGUGUGCUAUGGCCUCAUGCUGCUGCGCCUGCGCAGCGUGCGCCUGCUGUCCGGCUCCAAGGAGAAGGACCGCAGCCUGCGGCGCAUCACACGCAUGGUGCUGGUGGUGGUGGGCGCCUUCGUGGUGUGCUGGGCGCCCAUCCACAUCUUCGUCAUCGUCUGGACGCUGGUGGACAUCAAUCGGCGCGACCCACUUGUGGUGGCCGCGCUGCAUCUGUGCAUUGCGCUGGGCUACGCCAACAGCAGCCUCAACCCGGUUCUCUACGCCUUCCUGGACGAGAACUUCAAGCGCUGCUUCCGCCAGAUCUGUCGCACGCCCUGCGGUCGCCAAGAACCUGGCAGCCUCCGCCGUCCCCGCCAGGCCACCGCGCGUGAGCGUGUCACCGCCUGCACUGCCUCCGACGGCCCAGGCGGCGGCGCUGCCGCCUGA